ACAGAGCAUAAAUUAAUAAAUUAAACCCCAAUUUUAAUAAUUAAUAAAUGUAAGGCGAUGUUCACAUCCUUUUUGGACCCUCCGUCUGUCGCCGUUACUCCCAUUUUUAACCAAAGCCAAAGCUUUAGAUUUCUCAGUCGCACUCCCACUCACACUCACAGGCACAGCUUUCUUCUUCUCGUCUUCCAUCACCUUCAUCUUACACACACGUCGUGAAAACAGACAAAACAAAAGCUGAUCGCGAUUCAAUUCUCAGAAUCAUUCCAUUUUCUGAUCUCAAAAUCCAAAUCUAAAUCCAAAUUCAGUUCAUUUGUUAUUCUUACCCUUUCUCUCUCUAUCUGAAUCAUGACGAUGAUGAUGAGCAAAUCAAUGUAAUUAAUAGAUCCGCUACUAGUCGUCGCUCUUAUUUUCAAAUGGCGUCAGCUGGUAAUCCUCCAAAUCAAGGAGGAGGAGGUGGUGGUGGUGGUUUUGAUGUCAAUAAACUGUUGAAGCCGUCUACAAGCACUAUUAUCAAUAAUAUGAAUAUGAAUAUGAAUAUGAUGAUUCAACCAUCAUUACAGCCGCCGCAACCCCAACAACAACCUCCUCCAUCAAAUUCAAACCCUCUCACAACCUCACCUUCUUUUCCUCUGCCUGCUACUGUUCCUUCACCUCCUUACAUCACUCCUUCCUCCUCUUAUCCUCCUCCUACUGGACCUUAUCAUCAUCCUCACUACCUCUCUCCUUAUCCACCUCCUCCUCCUCCUCUUCAACAACAACCGCAACAACUUCACUAUCACCCCCACCAGCAUCCCAGUCACUUCCUUUCUAACAUUCACCAUCACCAGCAGCAUAAUAGACCUCAGCCGCCUCCCCCCAUCUCUUCUAAUUCCAAUCCAGUUGGUGUUUUAAUGGACAUCCUCACCAAUCAGAAUCAGCAGCCUCAACCUCAACCACAGCCUCCUCCGUCCCCCAAUCUCAUCAUCCCUUCCGCUCCUCCUCCUGUCACUUUGGCCUCUCCUACUCAUCAGCUUCAGCACUCGUCCUCUUCUCCCAUCAGGAUGCUCAGCACCAAGCUCCCCAAGGGCCGCCAUUUGAUUGGCGACCAUCUUCUCUACGAUAUUGAUGUCCGAUUGCCAGGCGAGGUCCAACCCCAACUCGAAGUCACUCCCAUCACCAAGUAUGUCUCUGAUCCUGGUCUUCUUCUCGGGCGUCAGAUUGCUGUCAAUCGCAAUUACAUUUGCUAUGGUCUCAAGCCUGGCGCCAUCCGCAUCCUUAAUAUCAAUACUGCCUUGAGAUCCUUGCUCCGCGGCCAUUACCAAAAAGUAACAGAUAUGGCAUUCUUUGCUGAGGAUGUUCACCUUCUUGCCAGCACAUGUAUUGAUGGACGUGUCUUCAUACGCAAGAUUAAUGAGGGGCCAGAUGAGGAAGAGAAGCCUCAAAUAUUUGAAAGGAUCGUUCUUGCCCUGCAGAUUAUAGCAGAGGGAGAAUCUGUCCACCCACGAGUGUGUUGGCAUCCUCACAAACAAGAAAUUUUGAUCGUUGCAAUCAGAAAUCGUAUCCUAAAAAUAGAUACAAUUAAAGUUGGAAAAGCUGAAGGGUUUUCUGCAGAGAAGCCUCUUAAUUGUCCCAUUGAUAAGCUGAUUGAUGGGGUCCAGCUUGCUGGUAAGCACGAUGGUGAAGUUACUGAGUUGUCAAUGUGUCAAUGGAUGACCACCCGUUUGGCUUCAGCUUCAGCUGAUGGCACGGUCAAGAUUUGGGAAGAUCGUAAGGCAGUGCCACUUGCUAUUUUGAGACCUCAUGAUGGUAACCCUGUAAAUUCUGUGGCGUUCUUGACUGCCCCUGACCGCCCUGAUCAUAUUGUUCUUAUCACUGGGGGCCCACUAAAUCAAGAAGUAAAGAUAUGGGCCUCUGCCAGCGAGGAGGGCUGGCUGUUGCCCAGUGAUGCUGAAUCAUGGCAGUGUCGUCAGACUUUGACCUUAAAUAGUUCCGCUGAGUCUAGUGUUGAGGAUGCAUUCUUCAAUCAAGUUGUAGCACUGCCUCGUGCUGGUCUGUUUUUGCUGGCAAAUGCCAAGAAGAAUGCAAUAUAUGCAAUACACAUAGAAUAUGGGUCUUAUCCAGCUGCUACCCGCAUGGAUUACAUAGCUGAGUUUACAGUUACAAUGCCUAUUUUGAGUCUUACUGGAACUAGUGAUAGCUUACCAAGUGGAGAACGUAUUGUUCAGGUUUACUGUGUCCAAACGCAAGCUAUUCAGCAGUAUGCAUUGGAUUUGUCGCAGUGCCUACCACCACCUCUGGAGAACAUGGAGUUGGAGAAAAUGGAAACCAGUGUUUCCUGUGCUUUUGAUGCUGCUAGCUCUGAUGGUCCUGCUGUACUGGAACCAUCUCAUGGAAAUAAAACAACUGAGGUUUCCCUGAGUAAAGGGACAAACACACCUUCUAUGAUUUCAAGCAGUUCUGAAAAUGCUUCUGCUCCCACAGCAAGCCAUCCUGAAAGCUUGGCUUCUUCUGAGGUCACUAGCUUACCAGAUAAUGUUACCUCAGCUAUAGAUACUAAAGUUAGUGCUUUACCAUCACAUAGUAGUACUGAAAUUACCAACAAUGUGUCUCCUCCACUUCCUUUGAGUCCACAGUUAUCACGAAAGUUGUCAGGUUUCCAAGGUCCACAAAGCAGCAUUGAGCCUAGCGUGCAACUCAAUGAACAUGGUGCUGAUCAGCGCGUUCAAGAUUAUUUGGUCGAACACAUAAUGGACAGUACGAAAGAAAUCAUGACUGAUACUCCUUCCUCUGGUGACAGUUUGAGGAAGAGUGAGAAAAACAUGGCACAAACUGACAUCUCAGUGGUUCCCGAACCUCUUGUGCUGUUUAAACAUCCAACCCAUCUUGUAACCCCAUCUGAGAUACUGUCCAGGGCUGCCUCAUCUGAGAAUUCCCAUAUUAUUCAGGGAAUAAAUGUGGGAGAGGCUAAGGUUCAGGAUGUAAUUGUCAACAAUGAUAACGAAAGUAUUGAGGUAGAGGUUAAAGUUGUUGGAGAAACAGGAAGCAACCAAAGUAACAAUUUUGACAUGCCUAGAGAAUCCCAUAUCACCAUCCCAGAUAAAAAGGAAAAAUCCUUCUACUCUCAGGCCUCAGAUCUCAGCAUUCAGAUGGUCAGAGAUUGUUGUAUGGAAGCUUAUAAUAGUGUGGGAAUGCAGCAGGUUGGUGAAGGUAGUGUCGCCGAGGUGCCAGAUAGGCCUCUUAAUGCCAGUGCAGAUGAAGAACAAGACAUGAGAAAAAACUUGAAUGCAAAGGUUGGUGAAUCAGAAAUUGCCACUGUAGUCCCACAGUCCGCAGCCCCAUCCACAAAGGGAAAAAAACAGAAAGGGAAAGCUUCUCAGCUGUCUGGUCUGUCUUCCCCUUCCCCUAGUCCUUUCAACUCCACAGAUUCAUCCAAUGAACCAGGUUGUAGUUCUGGUGUCCAAUCUAGUGAUGCUGCUUUAUUUCAAUUAUCAGCCAUGCAGGAUAUGCUUGAUCAGUUACUGAGCAUGCAGAAAGAAAUGCAGAAGCAGAUAAAUAUGAUGGUAUCUGUUCCAGUUACCAAAGAAGGUAAAAGGUUGGAGGCAUCCUUGGGUCGGAGUAUUGAGAAAGUCGUCAAGGCUAAUACUGAUGCUUUAUGGGCUCGUCUCCAAGAAGAAAACACAAAGCAUGAGAAAUUAGAGCGAGAUCGCACACAGCAGUUAACAAAUUUGAUUUCAAACUGUGUAAAUAAGGAUUUGCCGAGCUCCGUAGAGAAAACUUUGAAGAAGGAGAUAGCUGCUGUUGGACCUGCUGUAGCUCGUGCAGUUACUCCUGCCCUGGAGAAAAGCAUAUCAUUAGCUAUUACAGAGUCAUUCCAGAAAGGGGUGGGGGAGAAGGCAGUUAGUCAACUAGAAAAGUCAGUUAGUUCAAAACUUGAAGGCACAGUGGCCAGGCAAAUCCAAUCACAAUUUCAAACUUCUGGCAAGCAAGCUCUUCAGGAUGCACUAAGAUCUAGUCUGGAAGCUGCUAUCAUUCCUGCAUUUGAAAUGUCAUGCAAAGCUAUGUUUGAUCAAAUUGAUGCCACAUUUCAAAAAGGGCUAAUUAAUCAUCUAAAUUCCACUCAGCAGCAGUUCGACUCUGCCAAUUCUCACUUGGCCAUUACUCUUAGGGAUGCUAUCAAUUCAGCUUCAUCAAUUACUCGGACCCUAAGUGGAGAAUUAGCUGAGGGCCAACGUAAGCUUUUAGCUCUUGCAGCUGCAGGUGCAAACUCCAAAGUGGGAAAUUCCUCUUUGAGUAAUGGACCGUUGGUUGGCUUACAUGAGAUGGCUGAGGCACCUCUGGAUCCAACAAAAGAAUUAUCCAGAAUGUUAUCUGAACACAAAUUUGAGGAAGCAUUCACAGCAGCGCUGCAAAGAAGUGAUGUCUCAAUAGUUUCCUGGUUAUGUGGUCAGGUCAAUCUGCAAGGGAUUUUGUCCAUGGUACCACUACCUUUAAGUCAAGGAGUUCUGCUCGCCCUUAUGCAACAAUUGGCUUGCGAUAUCAAUAAGGAAACACCUAGGAAGCUGGCAUGGAUGACAGAGGUGGCUGUUGCUAUAAACCCUGCAGAUCCGAUGAUUGCAAUGCACGUGAGACCAAUACUUGAUCAGGUGUAUCAGAUAUUGAGACAUCAGAGGAAUCUGGCAACUAUAUCUGCUUCUGAAGCUGCCAGUAUACGACUUCUUAUGCAUGUCAUAAACUCUGUGAUAAUGAGCUGUAAAUGAUUGUUCCAUUUGUCCCUUUGUUUGUGCAAAUAUGUAAGAUAGACUUUUGGUUUGUAUAGGAAUGUAGGAAGGAAGCUUCAGGGGAUUGCUGUUGUUACCAUUUGUAUGAAUUAGUGAAGUACAUCUCCUUUUUCUCA
Molecule: messenger RNA, 4873 nt
Organism: Ricinus communis (castor bean)
Lineage: Eukaryota; Viridiplantae; Streptophyta; Magnoliopsida; Malpighiales; Euphorbiaceae
Product: enhancer of mRNA-decapping protein 4
Exons: 12
Coding region: 414-4736 (1440 amino acids)
Biological process (GO): deadenylation-independent decapping of nuclear-transcribed mRNA
Cellular component (GO): P-body
Molecular function (GO): protein binding
Source: RefSeq, a predicted model, not a curated record